Eimeria necatrix is the source of this 2766-nucleotide messenger RNA. RefSeq lists its product as hypothetical. NCBI's taxonomy places the organism in Eukaryota, Apicomplexa, Conoidasida, Eucoccidiorida, Eimeriidae. Gene Ontology annotation, molecular function: metal ion binding. The coding region runs from base 1 to 2766 and encodes 921 amino acids. Gene Ontology annotation, cellular component: cytoplasm; nucleus. The record is from RefSeq and is a predicted model, not a curated record. The transcript has a single exon.
AUGGAGCAGCACAGGCGGCUUCCGCCGGAUAGGGAUGGGGGGGACCUGCGCAGACACCGCAACGCCCCAUACGCUGCUGCUGCUGCUGCAGUGGACUGUGUUGCUGCUGAUUCUUACCAGGUCGACCCGUGGGGCGGCCACGGCUGCAACAGCAGCAGCAAGCAGCACUACGAGGUCUCUUCCUGGAAGCAGCAGCAGCAGCAGCAGCAGCAGCAGCAGCCUGCUUCGCAGUUCUCGCGAGGCCCCCGCCGCGCUCCCUCGGGCAGCGAUUAUGGCAGGCAGCAGCAGCACUAUAACAGCUACCCGCAGCAGCAGCGGCAGCCCUACUGGGAGCAGCAGCAGCAGCAGCAGCAGCAGCAGCAGCGGUACCAGGAGCCCUCGCGGUAUCAGGGCAGCAGCAGACACAGCAGCAGCGGCGCCCCGUAUAUGCGCCGCAGCCGCAGCAGAAGCCGCAGCCCUUACUGGCACGGAGCAGCAGCAGCAGCAGCAGCAGCAGCAGCAGACAGCAGCUGCAACAAUAGCCUCAGCAGGCCGGGGCCCCCCUCGCGGGGGCCCCCUGCAGCAGCUCGGGAUGGGAGGGGCCCUUGGUCCUACACAUACCAGAGGCCGCGGCAGCAGCAGCAGCAGCAGCAGCAGCGGCAGCAGCAGCAGCACCCGCUGCAGGGGCAGGAGCGGUGUCAAUGCAGGAGCCGCAGCAGCAGCAGAGAGGAAGCAGCAGCAGCAGCAGCAAGAAAGAGCCCCGGCUACCGCUACAAGGGCGAAGGGGACUGGGCGAGAGAAAGCCGCUACGGCGCUGCUGCUGCUGCUGCUGCAGCAGCAAACUCGCGCGCAGACGCAGCAACAGGGGCUGAACGCAGGAGAGGCGCCCCUGUCGACGGCUGGCAGCAGCAGCAGCAGCAGCAGCAGCAGCAGCAGCAGCGCAUGCGGGGCCCCUUCGGGCCUGCUCGCUACUCCCGAAGAAUGGGAAGCAGUGAGGCCUCCGGGUCGUAUGCUGCUGCAGCAGCAGCAGCAGCAGCAGCAGACAGCAGGGGCAGCAGCAAAAGGGACUGCUGGGGGCCCUCCCCUGACGAGCCCCGGCAGCAGCGCCUUGCUGCUGGCCCGCCUGAGGGGAGGCUGCAGCGGUACCGCCCCAGCGCUGCUGCUGCUGCUGCUGCUGCUGCUGCUGCUGCUGGGGGUUACGGGCGGCGCGCGGGAGAAGCAGCAGACGCCCCCGCUGCAGCAGCAGCAGCAGCAGCAGCAGCAGCAGGCGACCGGCUGUCGCGUCUGUCGCCUGCCCGCAGCUCGUCGAGGACUUACCUGGGGGGCUCUCGGCUGCGGCCGCAGCAGCAGCAGCAGCAGCAGCAGCAGCAGCAGCAGCAGCAGCAGCAGCAGCAGCAGCGGCGGCGGCCGCCGCUGCAGAAGAUUGCCCACGACGCAGGGGCCCACGACAGGGGGGUCUGCAAACCCUGCGCAGACUUCUUUUGUGCCCCUGGGGGCUGCAGGGGGGCCCCCGGGGGGCCCCCCGGGGGGCCCCCGGGGGCCCCCGGGGGGCCCCCGGGGGCCCCCUGCCUGCUGUGCCACGCAGCAGCGCAUGCAAACCCCCACUUGCCUUCGCAUCCUUCUGUGCUGCUGCACUUGAAGCGCUGCUGCAGUCCCUGCAGACUGUUUGCUGCUGGCCGCUGCAGCAAAGACCCGGCCCGCUGCCCGCGCUGCCACCACCCCAGCCACAAGCAGCAGCAGCAGCAGCAGCAGCAGCAGCAGCAGCAAGACGCCCACGCGAGGGAGAAGGCCGAACAGGACCGCGAGGAGCAGCGGCAGCUGCAGCAGCUGCUGCUGCUGCAGCAGCAGGAGCAGGAGGCGCUGCAGGCUGACGGAGAUGAGUUCUGGGAAGACAUCAGCGAGGGAGCUUCAGACAACCCCGCCUACCUGCAGCAGCAGCAGCAGCAGCAGCAGCAGCAGCAGCAGCAGCAGGAAGACGAACUCGAACCAGCUCAAGAGGCCGCUGCACCCCAACAGCUGCAGAAGCCCCAGCCGACAUGGGCAGGCGACGCGCAGCAGCAAAAGGUGCUGCAGCAGCAGCAAGAGGUGCAACAUCAAGACGUCGAGCAGCAGCAGCACGACAAGCAGCAGCAGCAGCAGCAGCAGCAACACAACGCGCAGCAGCAGCAGCAGCAGCACGAGCAGCAGCAGCAGCAGCAGCAGCACGAGCAGCAGCAGCAGCAGCACGAGCAGCAGCAGCAGCAGCAGCACGAGGAGCAGGAGGAACAGCAGCAGCACGACAUGCAGCAGCGGCAGAACGACGUGCAGCAGAGGCAGCACGAAGUACAGCAGCAGCAGCAUGACGUGCAGCAGCAGCAACACGAAGUACAACAGCAGCAGCACGACGUGCAGCAGCAGCAACACGAAGUACAGCAGCAGCAGCACGACGUGCAGCCGCAGCAGCACGAAGUGCAGCCGCAGCAGCACGAAGUGCAGCCGCAGCAGCACGAAGUGCAGCAGCAGCACGACGUGCAGCAGCAGCAGCAGCAGCAGCAGCAGCACGACGUGCAGCAGCAGCAGCACGACGUGCAGCAGCAGCAGCAGCACGAAGUAGAGCAGCAGCAGCACGACGUGCAGCAGAAACAUCACGAAGUGCAGCAGCAGGAAACCGACGUGCAGCAGCAGCGUCACGACGUGCAGCAGCAGCAACACGAAGUGCAGCAGCUGGAGCACGAAGUGCAGCAGCAGCAGCACGAAGUGCAGCAGCAGCGGCACGAAGUGCAGCAGCAGCAGCAAGAGGUGCAGUAG